AUGUUUUUUUUUUCAGCUGUCAAUCACCCAGGACGUGGACCGGGAUAUGCCACACCGUUGGCGGCGUUCAAGUCUGGAACCAGAGAGGAGAUCGUUUACUUGCCGUGUAUCUAUCGCAACACUGAGACUAAGAAACCCGAUUACCUGGCUACCGUUGAUGUUGACCCUAGGUCAAGCACUUACAGUCAGGUCAUCCAUCGCUUACCCAUGCCAUAUGUGGGAGAUGAAUUGCAUCACAGUGGUUGGAAUGCAUGCAGUAGUUGCUAUGACAACUGCUGCAGAAAAAGAAACCGUUUGGUGCUGCCGUCGCUUUAUUCGAGUCGAAUUUAUUUGGUUGACGUGGAAACCAAUCCAAGGCGUCCAGCACUCGCAAAGGUAAUUGAGCCAGAAGAAGUGAUAUCAAAGACAGGUCUGAGCAAUCCCCAUACAACUCAUUGCCUUGGUAACGGUGACAUUAUGAUCAGCGCUAUUGGAGACGGAGAAGGAGGCGGAAAAGGUGGCUUUAUUCUUCUUCACGGCGAAAACAAAAACAACGACUUGAAAGGUAACUGGGAAGCCAGCGGAGACGCAGCCCCAUUUGGUUAUGAUUUUUGGUACCAACCAUACCAUAACGUUCUUAUCAGCUCUGGCUGGGGCGCCCCAAGGGCCCUGAUGGGUGGAUUUGAUCCGGAAGACAUAAAGAAAGGCGAGUACAGCCAGUCACUGCACGUAUGGGAUUGGACCACACAUAAACGAAUCCAGGACAUUGACCUUGGACCUGACGGCAUCAUGCCAUUGGAGAUCCGAUUUUUGCAUGACCCCAUAUCUACAGAAGGUUUCGUCGGCGCCGCAUUCUCUAGUAACAUAAUUCGAUUUUUUAAAACAGACGAUGGUAAAUAUGCGACGGAAAAAGUGAUUGACAUACCUGCCAAGAAAGUGGAGGGCUGGUUUUACCCAGAAAUGCCAAGUUUGAUAACCGACAUACUGCUUUCUUUGGACGACAAAUAUCUGUACUUCUCCAAUUGGGUACAUGGGGACAUACGUCAGUAUGAUGUCACUGAUACCAGCAAUCCACGCUUGGUUGGACAGAUUUUCCUUGGCGGCAGUAUAACAACAGACAGUGGUGUAAAAGUACUUGAAGACAAAGAAUUGACAUCACAGCCAGAACCAUUGUACAUGAACGGUAAACGAGUUGCAGGAGGACCACAAAUGAUACAACUCAGCUUGGAUGGUAAACGACUGUACGUCACCACGUCACUAUACAGCGGAUGGGACAAACAGUUUUAUCCUGAUAUGGUCAAACAAGGCAGUGUGAUGCUGCAAAUCGAUGUCAAUACAGCGACUGGGGGACUCACUCUUAACAAGGACUUCCUGGUGGACUUUGGCAACGAACCCGAGGGACCAGUCUUGGCUCACGAAAUCCGUUACCCAGGUGGAGACUGCAGCUCUGACAUUUGGAUGACCCACACUGCAAAAUUAUAGAUACCGCGUUAUUAGUGGUUGGGUGACUGCAAAUAAGAUUUGAGAUUGAGUGACCCCAGAGGGCGCUUUUUAUCUGUCGCUUAGAACUGUAGAAUGGUGAUUGUAGAGGGCAACGAACUUGACGUAAUUUGAUGACAUUAUUUCUAAAUCCAAAUUCUUUAAUGAUGGGUAUUGAAGUUACCCGAGCUAAUACAUUAAUAAAUGAGUAAAUAUAUAUGUAUACGUAACCACACAACA
Messenger RNA from Saccoglossus kowalevskii, 1698 nucleotides. Its product is annotated as methanethiol oxidase-like. NCBI's taxonomy places the organism in Eukaryota, Metazoa, Hemichordata, Enteropneusta, Harrimaniidae. The record is from RefSeq and is a predicted model, not a curated record. Gene Ontology annotation, molecular function: protein binding; selenium binding.